AUCAAAUUGGUCCCCCCUUUGCACAUCGUUCUCCUUGGAAAAAGCUGUCACAGCAUUUUUUCUUUUCUUUUUUUUUUUUUUUGCUGUAAUGUCAGGGCGCGGGAAGCAAGGCGGCAAGGCGCGCGCCAAGGCCAAGUCGCGGUCUUCCCGCGCCGGCCUGCAGUUCCCGGUGGGGCGUGUGCACCGCCUGCUGCGCAAGGGCAACUACGCGGAGCGGGUGGGGGCCGGCGCGCCGGUGUACAUGGCGGCCGUGCUGGAGUACCUGACGGCCGAGAUCCUGGAGCUGGCAGGCAACGCGGCCCGCGACAACAAGAAGACGCGCAUCAUCCCCCGCCACCUGCAGCUAGCAGUAAGAAACGACGAAGAACUCAACAAGUUACUCGGAGGUGUCACCAUUGCUCAGGGCGGAGUGUUGCCCAAUAUCCAGGCGGUCCUGUUGCCUAAGAAAACGGAGAGCCACAAGCCGGGCAAGAACAAGUAA
This is a messenger RNA of Perognathus longimembris pacificus (Pacific pocket mouse), 481 nucleotides long. Its product is annotated as histone H2A type 2-B. The record is from RefSeq and is a predicted model, not a curated record. Bases 89 to 481 code for a protein of 130 amino acids. The transcript has a single exon. Gene Ontology annotation, molecular function: DNA binding; structural constituent of chromatin; protein heterodimerization activity. Lineage: Eukaryota; Metazoa; Chordata; Mammalia; Rodentia; Heteromyidae. Gene Ontology annotation, cellular component: nucleosome.